Messenger RNA from Paramecium tetraurelia, 1122 nucleotides. RefSeq lists its product as uncharacterized. The transcript has 2 exons. The record is from RefSeq and is a predicted model, not a curated record. Lineage: Eukaryota; Ciliophora; Oligohymenophorea; Peniculida; Parameciidae. Gene Ontology annotation, molecular function: protein binding.
AUGGACUCAGCCUUUUUAUUUUGGGAGAAGUAUUUCAAUAAUCAAAUAGAAGUGAGUUGGGAUGAGUUUAGUGAAUCAUUCUCUAAGUUUAUACAAUAGUUUGGAUCAAUAAUAUUGGAUGACGACUAAUUGCUAUUCAUCAAAUAGAUUAUAGAUCCAGAUUAUAGAAAUGUUAUUAAAAUAGGAGACUACAUAAUAUUCUAUGAGAUUUAUUGGAAAAUAUAGUCUAAACGACAAGCAUUAUUCAAACAUCAGUUUACUCUUCAAUCUUUUCAGAUUCCUAAACAGACUUUGAGAUGUAUCUAAUUAAAGGUUCUUUACAUAACUAAUGGAUAUCCAGAUUAAUUCAGAGAUAUACAAAUAACCAGAACUACUUAAAAUAAUCUUCCCUUAAAAUAAGAAGAAGUAUUUACUAUUGGGAGUGGACAGAACUGUGAUCUCUAAAUUUUGAAUGAUUUAAAGGUGAAUCCUAUUCAUGCUAAGUUAAUAUGGACUCCAAACAAUCUGUUCCUAAUCAAAGACAAUUCAAAGUCAUUCAGGACCUGUUAAAGAAUUAAAUAAUCACUAAUUUUAGAUGCAUAUAUGAUUAUAAAACUCAAUCAAGAAACCAUAUUUUAAAUAAAGUACAUACAGCCAAUUCCAAAAUUUUCAAGUCAAAUUUCAACUAAUUAGGAGAGUCUCAAAAAUUCUUUACCUGAUCUCCUUAAAUAGUUAAAUCAAUAUAAAUCUGUAUAAGAUUACAGAGAGAGAAAGAUUAAUUUAAUAUAGCACGAUGAGGAACCAACUUUGAUACUUGAAUUUAUUGGAGGUCCAAUGAAAGGAAGGGAAUUCACUCUCAAUCCCAGUUAAGAAUAUACUUUGGGUUGUGGUAAGACAUGUUCAAUUUCAAUUCGGGAUGGUACUUUAUAAAAGGAACAUUGCUCAAUAAAAUUUAAAAAUAAAUAAUGGGUAAUCUAACCGAAAGAAUCAAAUCAUUUGGAUCCAACUUAAUUUGGUACAUUUGUGAUGUUAGCUAAUCAAUAACAAUAUGAUUUGUAUUUGCCAAGCAGAUGUCAUGUCCUACAUGAAGGUAUGUAGAUUGUUAUAGGACCUGUCCUGUUUCAAAUUCAUUAUUUUAGUUGA